UUAUUUUCGCUUUUGGCUUGUUUGUGGUUCAACAGGCACAAAAUUAAAUCGUAAAUUUCAUAAAUUCGGUGGGCUGUAAACGUAGCACACAUUUUUAUUGUUUCGUAAGUCGAAAUAAACAAUAAGUUCACUAUUUUUUUCAAACAAUCAUGCUUUUCACAUAAUAAUUCUACUGUUGUGAUGCAUUUAUUACUGUAUAAGAUAAUUGUUUACGUCAGGUUAAUAGCAUGAAUUGAUUUAUUUCUGUGUAUCUGGCGUUUUUGCUUAUCAUAGAAAGCGUUAAAUUAGCCGUAGAUUAUUAAUAAUAAAGCUAUGGCUCAUCAACCAACAAACAGUGCUUUACGAGCUUUAUCCCUUGAAUUUAAAAGUUUGCAAGAGGAACCCGUAGAAGGUUUUAGGGUCAAAUUAGUAAACGAAGACAAUAUGAUGGAAUGGGAAGUUGCUCUCUUCGGCCCACCAGAAACCCUUUACGAAGGUGGUUAUUUUAAAGCUCAUGUCAAAUUUCCUCCUGAUUAUCCAUAUUCUCCUCCAUCUAUUCGAUUUUUAACAAAGGUUUUUCAUCCAAAUGUUUAUGAGAAUGGGGAUUUAUGUAUAUCCAUACUGCAUCCACCUAUAGAUGAUCCCCAGAGUGGUGAACUUCCAUGUGAGCGCUGGAAUCCAACUCAAAAUGUUAGGACAAUAUUAUUAAGUGUGAUAUCAUUGUUAAAUGAGCCUAAUACUUUUUCACCUGCCAAUGUGGAUGCUUCUGUUAUGUAUCGCCGGUGGAAAGAUUCUAAAGGAAAAGACAUGGAGUAUGAAAACAUCAUAAGAAAACAAGUACUGGCUACCCGAAGCGAAGCCGAGAAAGAUAAUGUUACAGUACCCACAACAUUAGAAGAAUAUUGUAUCAAACACAAGGUGAAGCCAAAAGAGCGUGAAACAGACAUGACGGAUUUCUAUGAUGAUGAUUACGGUGAUGAUAUGGAAGAUGAUGAUGCAGAGGCAGAUGAUAUCCAUGAUGAUAAUGAAGACUCUGGGAAUGGGGAACUGUGAUUAGCUCUAACAAUGCCAAGGAUUUUUAUGUGAAUUGGGUGCGAUGUUUCUUUUGAAUCACUUUUGUAAUGACAUUUACUUACAUAUUCCCAAUUCAUACUGAAAAAAAUUUGUUGGGGAGUUAUUUAUAUUACAAUUUUAUACUGGAAAUAUUUGUUCAGUUUCAGAGAAGUAUUAUAAAUUAUUUACGUAGAUGGCCGGUACUGUAAAAACAUUGCUCAAUAAUACUUUCAUUCAUAAAGUUUCACGUAUUUAUUGCUAUUUAUUGUCUCAUGUAAGCAUCAUAAGCGAACUUUUACUUCAUGAAGCAUUUUUUAUUUCACUUUGAAAGUCAUUCCUACACAAAGUAAGUGCUUUGGGUGGUUGUAUUUAAAAUUUUGUUCAUAUAGAUUUUGUGUUUGUACUAUUUUAUUGAUUGAAAUAAAUUUAUGA
Molecule: messenger RNA, 1464 nt
Organism: Uloborus diversus
Lineage: Eukaryota; Metazoa; Arthropoda; Arachnida; Araneae; Uloboridae
Product: ubiquitin-conjugating enzyme E2 R2-like
Exons: 5
Coding region: 313-1032 (239 amino acids)
Biological process (GO): ubiquitin-dependent protein catabolic process; protein polyubiquitination
Molecular function (GO): ubiquitin conjugating enzyme activity
Source: RefSeq, a predicted model, not a curated record